ACUGCGGACACAGUGCAGGAGAUGACCAGAGACUGCGGACACAGUGCAGGAGAUGACCAGAGACUGCGGACAACAGUACAGGGGAUGACCAGAGACUGCGGACAGUACAGGGAUGACCAGAGACUGCGGACAGUACAGGAGAUGACCAGAGACUGCGGACAUAGUACAGGAGAUGACCAGAGACUGCGGACAGUACAGGGGAUGACCAGAGACUGCGGACAGUACAGGGGAUGACCAGAGACUGCGGACAGUACAGGGGAUGACCAGAGACUGCGGACAGUGCAG
Messenger RNA from Staurois parvus, 285 nucleotides. Lineage: Eukaryota; Metazoa; Chordata; Amphibia; Anura; Ranidae. The record is from the annotation of a GenBank genome assembly.